AUGGCUAAAAAUGUGUUUUUCGGACUCAGGGAGAGCUCUGAAACGUACAGAUCCUUCGGAUGUCGGAAAUUUGACCCGAUCGCAAUACUUUCCUUACCUAGUAUAGGUAUGAAAGUCCGAGUCGCCUACCGGGCCACCGAGCUGGGCUACACGAACAAAGUGGCCUGCAAGGUGAUCAACAAGAAGAAGGCGUCGAAGGACUUCGUGAGCAAGUUCCUUCCGCGGGAGAUCAGCAUCGUCCGGUCGAUCCACCACCCGCACAUCGUGUCCGUCUACAGCGUGGUGGAGCUGAACGACCUGGUCUACAUGUUCAUGGACUACUGCGAGAAGGGGGAUCUGCUGGACCACAUCAGGACCAAGGGGUCUGUGGCGGAGUCCCGGGCCAAGUUCAUGUUCAGGUAA
Nezara viridula (southern green stink bug) is the source of this 402-nucleotide messenger RNA. Lineage: Eukaryota; Metazoa; Arthropoda; Insecta; Hemiptera; Pentatomidae. The record is from the annotation of a GenBank genome assembly.